CUCUGAUUGGUCAGAAUGUCAGCGGCACCGAAGCGUGCGGAACAACACACUUUAAUCCUGACAACUUCGUGUUGUUUAGCUGUUGGCUACCGUUUAACCCAUUUAACUGUUUAAUUUAGCGCUGAGGCACAGUUUGAAGGAACACCUCUAACGUUAUUUUCAUGAAGUGUUAACUGACAUUUAAACAUAUUGUGACGGAGGGAGCUGUGCUAGCUUAAAAGGUACAUUCUCCAUUGGAAUCACAGCUAACGCUAUCGUUUUAGCUAACGGCUAACAAGAGCAACACCACCAGGAGACAAGCAUGAACUGCCCCCCCACCAAGCGCCUUCGAGGCCAGGAUGUAGUGUCGACGAUGGCCUUUGAUGACCCGUUUGGGGAUGAUGAGGACUUCACCCAGGACGACUUGAAUGAGAUUGAUACCAUCGCCUCGCAGGCCAUCACUUCAGCUGUCACACCUGGGCUUGGGUCUAAACCAGGGACCAAAGCCAUGGAGCUGGCCCGCGGGUCGGCCCGGCCGCCGUCUACAGGACAGAGCAAACCUGUGUGCAGAGACACAACCAAUCAGAGCAGAGAGAACACGUUUGGGUUCAGCGGCAGCAACAGAGGGAAUUUUGGGAUACCAGGCAGAGAGCCUCUCGGUAACAGGCAGCAGCGGUUUGGGUCGGACACAGACGACAGUCUCCUGGAGGCUCAGCAUGCAGAGCUGAAGAGGAAGCUGAAGGAGGUGGAGGAGGAGAUUGUGUUGAAGAGCGGGGAGAUCCGGGUCCUCAGGGACUCUCUGAAAGGAGCUCAGCAGGAGAAGGAGACCCAGAGGCAAAACCAGAUCCUGCUGGAGACCCAGAAACGGAAAGAGCAUAGCGACAGGGAGAAGGAGCUCAACAGGAAGGUUCAAUCUCUGCAGUCAGAGCUGCAGUUUAAAGAAGCUGAGAUCAAUGAGAUGAAAACCAAGCUGCUCAGUUCAGACAAAAACAAGACCGCCUCUCCUCUGCCUCGCAGCAGUCCUAAAGUGUUGAGCUUUCUCGGCCAGUUGCAUCAUGGGAGCGGUGGCGGGUCCUCCUCUCCAAUGGGAAACGGCUUCAUCACCAAGGAGACGUUUGGAGCCCACGUCCCAUCCAAAAUGACACCAGUGAAGACACGGAGAGACGCAGACCGAGGGUCAUCCAGCAGCAGAUCUGGUGACAGGCAGGACGUGUCCCGCCCAGACCCCUUCCUGUCCGUCAGACCUGCACACCUGCAGCACCGAGGUGGCGUCCUGCUUGGAUUGUUGCUACAGCAGCCUUUGUCUCCCAGCAGCCUCGGCCUGUCUCACCUGCUGUCUAUGAGUCUGACUGACAUCCACCUGACAAGCGGGCUGUCUGCAGGUUUUCUGCUCCGCUCUACUCCUGCAGCCAGCGUCAGUGGCGUUGGAAGCGGAGCUCCCAGAGCUGUUUUGAGUCCGGUCCAGAGUCUGGCUGUAACUGGGCUCAACAAGCUGAGUCAGCACCGACCUGCAGCUGCAGCCAGCAGCAGAAACAAAAGGUCGUGUCCCGGAGCUGUCCUCCUCCUCCCUCUGCUGGACCUUCACCUGUCUCGGCUCUGUCGGGCUCUGGACUCACUCCGCUCCACCUCCGCUGGGAGCAGUGGUUCCAACUCUACUGCUGCCAGCUCGCUCCCAGCAGGCAAUGCUGCUGGACUGGGGAGACUGGAGGAGGCUGGGUUGACUGGUUUUGGCGUGGAGGACACUGGUUUGGCUGCUCUGAGGCUCCUCUACCUGGUGCUGGCCCACAGUGACGAGGUGGUGGAGGCUGUGUUGUCAAACGAGAGUCAGAGCAGAGUUACAGACAUAAAGAAUGAAGACUCUGCUGCAGGUGUGGGUCUGUGCUCCCAGAAUGCCUUGCUGCGAUCAGUGUUGCGGCUGUGUGAAGCGGGGCUAGGCGGCGACGCCGGCGCUCAGAAUGAGGAACUUGUCCUCAAUGCCAUGAAAACCCUGUGUGUCCUCAUUGAGAGGACGCCACACACACACGCCGACAGGUUGCAAUGUGUGUUGCAGGUGGUGUGUGUGUGUUUGUCAGCAGACUGCAGGUGGCAGACGGUGUCGGGGAGUGUGUCUGUCCUCGCGUCCAUGUCCGACCACCAGACACUGGCUCAGCAGCUGUGCUCUCAGCACGACCCAUGUAACUUUCUGAAGUUGUUCCAGUUCAUCAGAACCAGACCGGACAACCAGGCAACACACACAGACUGGAUUCUGCUUGACCUACAGGUGGUUCGUUUGCUGAGCAGACUGAUGACUCAGAGAGCAGAGAGCUGGUCGACCAACCAGCACAGCACCUGUCAAUGUUACACUGAGGUGGUUCAGACGAUGGUGAUUGUUUUCCAUCGUCAGUGGUUGGAUCUUCGUGGUUCUCACGAUGCGACGGACUCAACAGUCCUGGCCCCGCCCCCGCAGCAGUGCCCCUCCCCCUCGUUGCCAUGGUGGCGCGGCCCCGCGGCGUCUCUGCUCAGAGAGUGUGUGCUGCUGCUGCACUGGCUGCUGCUGCAUCACGGCAGCUUCUCAGAGAGCUGCAGGCCGCUGCUGCACAUGUACGACCAGGUGAUCCCCGCUGUACGAGACACGCUGAGGAAGAUCCCCGAGCUGAGCGAGAGCGAGGAGCUGGCGUUGGAGGAGAUCUGCCGCUCUGAGGGCGACGACACCGAUGACAUGGACACUGACUCCUGAUUGGCUGCUGCCACUGACGAGGCACAGUUUACUGACUGUUGAUUGGAUAUUUCAAACGGAGACAGAACACAGACUGAAGUGGGUUUUGGACAAUGAAAUGAAGAGAAAAGUCUGCGUUGUGACUGAAGUGACAGUGAAAUAGAUUUUAUUCUGCCGUCUGAUGAGAUUUAACAAUAAAACAUGAAGGUGAGGAAAAACGGCUGCUGUCAGAGUUCCUGUUCUGUAUGUUGCUUCUUCUUGUCUUUUAAGUUUGGGCCGCUGUCACUUCUCCCUGUGAUUCAAACCUUUAUGCACAAACACUGAGACUCUUUGCUUUCUUAUGGGUGUUUUCUGCAGCACUAUUUCCUCCCUCUGAGCAGAAGGGACUUUAGGAAGUUACUAGUGCCAAGUAUAGAAAUGGUCCGGUACAUAACAUCCUGCACAGAAAGUAGUUUUUACACUUUGUUUUUUGAGAUGACAGUUGAAGACGUGUCUUCAGAGGUUUCUGAACAACAGCUCGUAGUGUUUUCCUCACUGGAGAGCCAGAUGGUCAUGGUUUAAAUAAGAUACAUUUAUUAAUAUGGUGGACAAUUUGACAAACGAUUGCUUUUAACGACACCACA
Messenger RNA from Cottoperca gobio, 3297 nucleotides. It is a transcript of the gene atrip, whose product is annotated as ATR interacting protein. NCBI's taxonomy places the organism in Eukaryota, Metazoa, Chordata, Actinopteri, Perciformes, Bovichtidae. The record is from RefSeq and is a predicted model, not a curated record. Gene Ontology annotation, biological process: DNA repair; DNA damage checkpoint signaling.